AUGGCCGGGGUCAUGGACAUGGAGCGGACGCGGACACGACGGGAACGAACCUUUAUCGGCAGCGAGUGCUGCGUGUGUGAGGAGAACCUCGAGUACACGCUGCGGGGCGAGCGGAUACUGCAGCUCUCGUGCGGCCAUGUGUCGCACGAGGCGUGCUUCUACGAGUACAUCCGCGAGUUCGAGUCGCAGCACUGCCCGACGUGCGAUGCGACGCUGGGGCUCGACAGCAGCAGAGGGGGCAACGUGCUCGACCUUGGUAGGCAGCCCUCGCAGACGGCGGCGGGCAGGCAGGCUGAUGUGCGCGCAGAGAAACUGUCGACGAUUGUGCGUUCGGUGCAGCACGAGGCGCCGCCGCCGCACGCCGAGAGCCAGCGCAGCGCAGCCAACACGCCCACGCCGUGGGACAGCCAGGCUGAGCGGCCGCACGACGAGCAGCAGCAGCACCAGCACCAGCACGGGCGGUCGCGCACCGGAAGCAACGCGUCGGCGCGAUACCCGCCCACGACACACACACGGCAGCGGGACAGCAGCCACAGUCGCGACCGCGGCUCCGAGCGGGGCGCGUCGCUGUCGCUGUCACAGGCGCAGUCGCGGGCCCACGGGCGCAGCGACUCGGGCGCGACGGGGCUCGCGUCGUCGAGCGAGUAUGCCGCGACGCACGACGGGCGGCGGCACGACUACGACGUGCAGUCGAUGGAGACGAGCCUCAGCAGCCCGCGCGGCGGCGUGCGGAGCCCCAUCCCCGCGCCCACCGUCACCGUCCGCAGCGAGUUCCCUACGCUGAGCCGGUCGCGGCAGCAGCAGAGCCUGACGUGCCUCGUCACCGUCGAGGUGGUCGAGGGCAAGUGGCGGCCCAGCCCCGACGACCUGCCGCGAGCGCCGCCGCCGCUGCCGCCGCUCGCCAGCGUGGCCGAGAGCGAUUACGAGCGCUCCAAGUCGCCCGCGCCGCCGUACGAGCCGGCGGCGCUGCUCGACGACAUGACCGAAGACCUGCACGCCCGUGUCGACAACUGGCACGGCCUCGACUUCUCGCGCUUCGGCAAGCUGCGCCUCCAUGGCCACAUCCGCGUUGGCAAGGACCGCCAGUCGUGGCAGGAGCUCGAGUGCUACCUCUUCUCCGAGAUGCUCAUCUGCGUCAAGGAGAAGAAGACGCCGCCCCUCACCAAGACAAAGUGCACCCUCAAGGGCUCCAUCCUCAUCAAGAAGCACCUCAACCACGUCGAGCACGCGCCCGACAGCCUCGUCCUGACCCUCAGCCUCUCCGUCGCCGAGCUGCCCGCCUUCCACCUGCAGUUCCACGACCGCAGCCAGCUCGACCUCUGGCGCCGCGCCCUCAUGGACAUCCGCCUCGACUUCCCCACCGCCGCCCGCCUGCCCGACUACGACCACGACAACUCGGGCCCCGACGACGACGACUACCGCCGCCCCAAGCGCCUCUCCUCCAUCAACUCGUCCUACGGCGCCGCCAGGUCCACCAUGACCGCCCCGACCGAGUACAGCGCCCCGCGCGCCGCCGUGCCCGAGCCGCGCCCCGCGCCCUCGAUCCACGUGCCCGUCGACAUUGUCGUCGUCAUCCCCGUAUCCUCCUCCAUGCAGGGCUUGAAGAUCAACCUGCUCCGCGACACCCUGCGCUUCCUGGUCCACAACCUGGGCGAGCGCGACCGCAUGGGCCUCGUCACCUUCGGCUCCAGCGGCGGUGGUGUCCCCAUCGUCGGCAUGACGAGCAAGGCGUGGAGAGACUGGCCCAAGGUGCUCGAUUCCAUCCGCCCCGUUGGCCAGAAGAGCCUGCGCGCAGAUGUCGUCGACGGUGCCAAUGUCGCCAUGGAUCUGCUCAUGCAGCGCAAGUCCAGCAACCCCCUCUCCAGCAUCCUGCUCAUCAGCGAUUCCUCCACCUCCGAUGCUGAAAGCGUCGACUUUGUCAUCUCCCGCGCCGAGGCUGCGAAGGUCUCCAUCCACUCCUUCGGUCUAGGACUGACACACAAGCCCGAUACCAUGAUUGAACUUUCUACCCGCACCAAGGCUUCGUACACGUACGUCAAAGACUGGAUGAUGCUGCGUGAGUGUGCAGCUGGCUGUCUCGGCUCCCUCCAGACUACCUCGCAUCAAAACGUCAAACUCAAGCUACGACUACCCGAAGGCUCUCCUGCCAAGUUUGUCAAGAUCAGCGGCGCCCUACAGAUUACAAAACGAGCUACCGGACGAGACGCCGAAGCCGCGUUGGGUGACCUGCGUUUUGGUGACAAGCGAGACAUUUUGGUCCAACUAGCCAUUGCACCAGACACCGGCUCACCAGAACAGCUUCCUCAGGACCCUUGGGAGUCGAUUGUGUCUGGCCUUGAGGCUCUCGGUGGACCGCUCGACCAGGACGACUCACGCACACUCAGCGUUGAAGAAGUGCCGCUGAUCCAGGCAGACCUGACGUACGGUGACAUCCUACGCGAAGGGUCUUUGUCACAUUUACCACGCCCGUCGUUACUCGCCAUCACUCUGCUACCGUCAGGGCCAAAGAAGAGCCCGACUGGAAGACCACCAACACCUCCCAUCCCACCUCAUCCUCACGUCGUGCAGCGACGCAUGGAAUUGCUCACCUCAGACAUGCUGACACGCGCAUUGACGCUUGUUUCGCGUGGGCAACACGACCGCGCACACCACCUUCUCAAGGAAACGCGCAGUAUUCUAAAAGGACUCGGAAAAGGAGGUCUGCCACCACUUCCACCUCCAGGUCACCGACGCAACGAACCAUCCAGUGCAGCAGGCAGCACUGGAUCCGCAUCACCGACAUUGCACAGUACCAGUGGCGACUUGCGUGCGCGAACGCCCUCGCCUCAUGCGGAUAGCCCCUUUACUCCUGCAGCAGGCAUUGAUGUCAGAACCAUGUAUGCGCUUGACGCAGAACUCGAGUCCAGUCUCGAGUGGAUCAACCACCCUGCUGUCUUCGGUAGGGAUUCGCGAAAGGCCGUGUUGCAGGCAAUCGGUGUCAUCUCAUCCCAGCGCGCGUACACCUUCCGCUCGCCCUCGGAAUCUCUCUGGGCAGAGCGCAUUGCUGGUGUCAAGCGCCUAUCCGAACGCGCACGCGACUGGCGCGAAACCGGCGACCAAGAAGCCUUGAUGGAGGAGAAUUAA
Messenger RNA from Alternaria metachromatica, 3123 nucleotides. RefSeq lists its product as uncharacterized. Lineage: Eukaryota; Fungi; Ascomycota; Dothideomycetes; Pleosporales; Pleosporaceae. The record is from RefSeq and is a predicted model, not a curated record. The transcript is spliced from 2 exons. The coding region runs from base 1 to 3123 and encodes 1040 amino acids.